ACUGCGUUUGUUUACGUGAUUGCCGAGUACGUGAGACGCCAGCUACUCUCUGUUAGCAUAGCAAAUGAUACGUUUUUACCAUCUGACAUAAGGUUAAUAUUUGUUCAGUCAUGGGGAAAUCGUUUGCCAAUUUCAUGUGCAAGAAAGACUUUCACCCUGCGUCGAAGUCAAACAUAAAAAAGGUAUGGAUAGCAGAACAGAAAUUGACCUUCGAGAAGAAGAAGCAAGAAGAUCUUAUGCAGGCAUACCUGAAAGAGCAGGAAACUUACAACAACAGAUUGUUGAUGGGGGAUGAUCGUGUUAAAAAUGGUCUCAAUUUCAUGUAUGAGGCUCCACCUGGAGCAUCCAAAGAGGAAACAAAAGAGGACGGGGAAUCAGAGUACAAGUUUGAGUGGCAGAAGGUGGCUCCUCGAGAGAAGUAUGCCAAGGAUGACAUGAAUAUUAGAGAUCAGCCAUUUGGAAUCCAGGUGCGAAAUGUGAAAUGCAUCAAAUGUCACAAAUGGGGCCAUGUGAACACAGACAGAGAGUGUCCUCUUUAUGGGCUCUCUGGUAUCAACGCCAGCUCUGUGGCCUCAGAGGAAGCAGCAGGUCCGUCGAUGCACCCCUCGGAGUUAAUGGCGGAGAUGCGAAACAGUGGGUUUGCCCUGAAAAAAUGUGUCCUUGGUAGGAAUGCUACUGUUUGUGAUCCAUCACAGGAGUAUGUUGCCAGUGAGGAAGAAGAGGAUCCCGAGGUGGAAUUUCUGAAGUCACUGACAACCAAGCAAAAACAGAAGCUCCUCAGGAAACUUGAUCGCCUGGAAAAGAAGAAGGAAAAAAAGAAGAAGAGCAAAAAGCAGAAAAAGAAAGGCAAAAGAAAGCAUAAGAAAAAGCACUGCAGCAGUGAUAGUUCGAGUGACUCCGAUACAAGCAGCAGCAGUGAUAGUGACUCAGACUCGAGCAGCCGUGGCAAGUCAAAGAGCCAAAAGAGAAAGAAGAAGAGCAACAAAAAAGACUCAUGUCGGGAUAACAGCACUGAGGGCGAGAGACGAGUCAAGAGUCAGAAAAGGGGCUCUUCUCCCAGGAGCAGGUCACAGAGCCCUCACACUGGACAGAAGCGGCCUAAAGAGGAGACCAGUGAUAACAGAGGACCAAGGACAGAGAGGGGAAGGAGUGAGAGUCGGAAGCGCAACCCUGAGAAUAAGAUCAAGCUGGAGGGAGGUCAAGAGAGAGAGAGACAGAGCAGCAGGGACAGGCAGAGACCCAGCAGCUCCAAGUCUGGUCUGGACAGAAGCCGGAGCCGCGAGAGAGGCAGGGAGGACAGAGGUAAAGACAGGCAUCACAGCAGAGGUGGGGAGAGGAACAGAGGUAGCACAGAUGGAAGGAAUGACAGAGGUGCAGAUGGGAGUAGCAGAAACAGGGAAAGGAGGAAAGAAAGGGAGGGCAGGGGAAGGAGCAGGAGUAGAAGCAGGAGUAGAAAUAGGAGUAGAAGUAGGAGCACAGGCAGGAGUAGGGAGAAAAGAGAGAGGAGCCCAGUCAGAGCAGAGAGAAAGCACUGACUUGCCCCAUGACUGUUUUUUUGUUUUUUUUGUUUUUUUUUAUCCUGUGACUUUACUUCCAUCCAUGGAUAAAACGUGUAAUGUUUUGAAUAUUCUUUAGGUUAAUAUUUAAGGGAUAUCUUGGCAAUCAAAAAGAGUGCACCUCAUUAUUUCACCUUGAGAUGGCCCAUAUUGUGUGUGGAUCUUAUUUUCUUCCAGUAGAGGGAAGCAGUCGACAGAAAAUAACUUAAGACAGGCAGCUGCACUCCUGUGCUGCCUUGUAGGGAUAUGUCGAGAUUAAUUGAUUAUAAGUAAUUUGCACCUAUAUUCCUUGUAGUGUGUGCGUUAGCCCCAGUUUCAUGUUCAUUCGGCCACUAGUGAGUUUAUAUAAUUUUGUUGCUGCAGUAUUUAUCCUUCUGUCAUUUCUGUACAUUUUUACAAAUUUUCUACAUUCUAUGACAAAGCGAUAUUUCCAGACAGUUAUGGAUUCCUGCAGAUAUGCUGAUUAAAAUUUUAACCCACUAAA
This is a messenger RNA of Myripristis murdjan (pinecone soldierfish), 2040 nucleotides long. It is a transcript of the gene cirsr, whose product is annotated as corepressor of RBPJ and splicing regulator. Gene Ontology annotation, cellular component: nucleus. Gene Ontology annotation, biological process: negative regulation of DNA-templated transcription. The record is from RefSeq and is a predicted model, not a curated record. The transcript has 10 exons. The coding region runs from base 111 to 1535 and encodes 474 amino acids. Gene Ontology annotation, molecular function: transcription corepressor activity. NCBI's taxonomy places the organism in Eukaryota, Metazoa, Chordata, Actinopteri, Holocentriformes, Holocentridae.